UUGGAUUUGGCGCUGCUUUACGUUACAAACGUAGGAAGUUCAGUAGUGGAAGCUUGCUUGUUGUGGUGUCAUCCUCAAUCUUGUCUUUUCUUGCUAUUUGAUCGUUAAAUCCUAUUUGCUUUACCAAGAUGCCGAUGCAGCGAACAUACGUGCAGAAGAGAGAUGGGAGGAAGGAGAAUGUCAUGUUCGACAAGAUCACAUCUCGUAUUCAGAGAUUAUGUUACAACCUGAAUUCAGACUUCAUUGACCCAGCUGUUAUUACAAUGAAGGUGAUCAAUGGGGUCUACCCUGGUGUGACCACAGUCGAGCUAGAUACCCUAGCGGCAGAAACAGCUGCUACCAUGACAACCAAGCAUCCUGACUACGCUGUCCUGGCAGCACGUAUUGCCGUCUCUAACCUCCAUAAAGAAACAAAGAAACUCUUCAGUGCUGUAAUGACGGAUCUUUACGAGUACGUAAACCCAAGGAACAAUCUUCAUUCUCCUCUUAUCAGCAAAGAAACUAUGGAUAUCAUCAAUGAGAAUGCUGAUAGGUUGAAUUCUGCAGUACUGUAUGACAGGGACUUUGAAUACAACUUCUUUGGGUUCAAGACACUAGAAAGAUCCUACCUCCUGAAGAUCAACGGCAAAGUUGCUGAAAGACCCCAACACAUGUUGAUGAGAGUUGCUGUUGGUAUCCAUGGAAGGGACAUCGAUGCUGCAAUAGAGACGUACAAUCUCUUGUCUGAUAGAUGGUUUACUCACGCUUCACCGACGCUCUUCAAUGCUGGUACCAAUAGACCACAGCUAUCAAGCUGUUUCCUUCUAACUAUGCAAGAUGAUAGCAUCGAUGGUAUCUAUGAGACACUAAAGAAUUGCGCCCUCAUCUCUAAGACGGCUGGUGGUAUCGGUCUAAAUGUUCACAACAUCAGGGCAUCUGGUAGCUACAUUGCAGGGACAAAUGGCAACUCCAAUGGUUUAUUACCCAUGCUUCGUGUGUACAACAAUACAGCUAGAUAUGUAGAUCAGGGAGGCAAUAAGCGUCCUGGUGCCUUUGCCAUCUACCUAGAGCCAUGGCAUGCUGAUAUCCAUGAUUUCUUAGACUGUAAGAAGAACCACGGCAAGGAGGAACAGAGAGCUAGAGACCUAUUCUAUGCCCUCUGGAUCCCUGAUCUCUUCAUGAAGAGGGUUGAAGCCGAUGGUGACUGGACACUCAUGUGCCCUCAUGAAUGCCCUGGCUUGGAAAACGUUUGGGGAGAUGAAUUCGAACAGCUCUACGAGAGGUAUGAGAAAGAAGGAAAGGGUAGGAAGACAAUGAAGGCCCAGGCUCUGUGGUAUGCCAUCAUUGAAUCUCAAACAGAGACUGGUACCCCAUAUAUGCUCUACAAGGACCAUUGUAACAGGAAGAGUAACCAACAAAAUUUGGGAACCAUCAAAUGCAGUAACCUGUGUACAGAGAUCGUAGAGUAUUCAAGUCCUGAUGAGGUGGCUGUGUGUAAUCUUGCCUCCAUUGCUCUGCCACGAUUUGUGAAGCAAGACCGAACAUUCGACUUCAAGAAGCUUGAAGAGGUUACCAUGGUGAUCACUCGCAAUCUCAACAAGAUCAUCGAAAUCAACUACUACCCAAUUCCAGAGGCUAGGCGAAGCAACUUCCGUCAUCGUCCCAUCGGAAUUGGUGUUCAGGGUCUAGCUGAUGCUUUCAUCCUCAUGAGGUUCCCCUUUGAGAGCGCAGAGGCCAAGAAACUCAACAUCCAGAUCUUUGAAACCAUCUACUAUGCUGCUCUGAAGGCUAGCUGUGAGAUUGCUGCUAAGCUUGGCCCUUAUGAGACAUAUGAGGGCUCACCUGUCAGCAAAGGAAUUCUUCAGCAUGACAUGUGGGACGUGACCCCAACUGACCUCCACGACUGGGCUGCCCUCAAGGCCGACAUCGCCAAGCACGGCGUCCGUAACAGUCUUCUCCUCGCUCCCAUGCCAACUGCAUCCACCGCUCAGAUCCUUGGUAACAACGAAUCCAUCGAGCCGUACACCAGUAAUAUCUACACGCGUCGUGUGCUUUCAGGAGAGUUCCAGGUCGUCAAUCAUCAUCUUCUUAGGGACCUUACCGACAUGGGUCUGUGGUCUGAUGAGAUGAAGAACAUGCUCAUUGCUCACUCUGGAUCUAUUCAGAACAUUCCAUCAAUCCCAGAUGACAUCAAGGCAUUGUAUAAGACUGUUUGGGAGAUCUCACAGAAGACUGUUAUUCAGAUGGCUGUUGACCGCGGUGCAUACAUUGAUCAGAGUCAAUCACUUAAUAUUCACAUUGCUGAACCAAACUAUGGCAAGCUAACCAGUAUGCACUUCUUUGCAUGGAGAUCGGGUCUGAAGACGGGUAUGUAUUACCUUCGCACACGCCCAGCUGCUAACCCUAUCCAGUUCACUCUCAAUAAACUAAGCUUGAAGGAGAAAUCAGGAACCAAGCUAUCAGAUGCUGAAGAACAAGAGAAGGAGAAGGCCAAGAAUGAAGCAGCUAUGCUCUGCUCUCUAGAAAACAAGGAUGCCUGUCUGUCAUGCGGAUCUUAGAUUGGCUCUGACCUCAUCGCAAUUCUUGAAAUAUAAUGAUUAUAAUGAAUGAAAUUAUUUGAAGGCUAUCACCUUUUGAACAUUCAAUGUUCUCUCAGAUGUAUCAUCUUCUCUAAAGUUCAUUUUCAUUGACCUCAAACAUGAAGGGAUCGACCUAUGAUGUGACACUUGCUAGAACACCCUACCAAAUUUACGCAUUGCAUUUUGGAGGAAUGAUCUCAUGCAAUGUGGGAAUGCUUUGAACUAAGAGUUCUUGUUUCAACACAACAUAAUCUUUCAACAUGAAAAGGAUAGUUUUCCGAUAUGUAAGAUCUGAGAGCCUUUUGAUAUGGACCAUAGCAUUGCAUGGAAGACAAGACACCGCUGCUUUUGAGGCUUGAUAUACCUUAACCGGUUGACUGCUGAAUACUUCUGUUCCCAUUUGUUGUGUACAUUGACCAACAGGUUCCAGUAGUCAAUGGGCUGAGCGCCUAUGUACAGCAGUUCUGUAUUUUAGAUGCAAUUUUGUGGUCCUUUUGUAAAGAGAUAAAAAUAUAGUAUGAAGGUCUUGGAUCUUACAUAAGAGGAGAGCCAAUGAAAUGUUCUGAGAAAAAAUGAACAAUUUGAAAACUUUUUGUGCAAAGUAAAUGAACACCCAUUGUCAACAACAUGGGUAGGUUAUUUCCUGUUGAUGUGAAUAACGAUUUAAUGUAGUUUUAUUUAUUACUGUGUUCAUUAAGCCCAUAUGUCAAGUUCUCUAAGUCACCAGACAAAUAACUUUCUCCCACGACUUCCAAGAAAAACCCCAAGUCAAGCAUAGCACAAAUUACUACUUACUUUACCUACAUGUUAUAGGAAGAUGAUAGAUUAAAAUGUAAAUAUGUGUAAAAUUGGUUUUGUAUACUUUUAUAUAAUAUUUAGAUUGAAGGUUUUGAACAUAAGGGCUUCUCAAGUGGAUGGCCAUAUAAACAGUGUAUCAUGGGGGUAUGUUUCAAGAUGUAGAAAUGAUCACAAGUUUCUUCUCAAAUUGCCUACCACCUUGCAAGCCUGUCCACUUUGAGAUAACCCGAUAGACUGUACAGGGCAGCAUAUUCAUUUUGUGGAAGUGGAUCUAAUAUUUAUAAACUACUAUUCAGUUUUGUGUAUGUCGUCCUUUGUGUAAUUGUUACUUGAAAAAAAAAUCAAAAUGAAAUUCGACAAAAAUUGUAUUUUAAAAAAUUGAAGGACAAAAAUGUCGAGUAUUUAUGAAGAGAGUAAGAUUUUGAUAAACCACAUCUAUACUCAAUGUUACAGUUAUACUGUGAUGGGUAGAAAUGUUCUUUAUUUUAGAUGGCUAAAGAUUUGAACACAGUAAACUAUACCCUGCAUUAAAUGCACUCAAUCUGAUAAUAUUCUAUAAUAAGCUCAUGUGAUGAACAGUGAAUUAUAAACAAAAUAUUCCAAAUACAAUUAUGUAAAUGUAUUUACAAUAGCCAUGUACAGUUAUAUGUACAUAAUAAAGCUAACUGCCUCUUCAGUGGA
Messenger RNA from Lytechinus variegatus (green sea urchin), 4037 nucleotides. RefSeq names its product ribonucleoside-diphosphate reductase large subunit-like (gene rrm1). The record is from RefSeq and is a predicted model, not a curated record. The coding region runs from base 129 to 2537 and encodes 802 amino acids. Gene Ontology annotation, biological process: DNA replication; deoxyribonucleotide biosynthetic process. Gene Ontology annotation, cellular component: ribonucleoside-diphosphate reductase complex. Lineage: Eukaryota; Metazoa; Echinodermata; Echinoidea; Temnopleuroida; Toxopneustidae. Gene Ontology annotation, molecular function: ATP binding; ribonucleoside-diphosphate reductase activity, thioredoxin disulfide as acceptor. The transcript has 17 exons.